UUUAUUACAAUCGAGCAGAGGCACAAAACACUGAGCAGAAUCGGAUGUGGUCAUCUGUUGUUUUGGAUUGAUCGACCCAAACCGUGCAGGACGUUGCGUUGCAGGACCCCUGGACAGAAAGAGGGACCAGACCGGGCCGAUACCUUGAUUCAGUGCGUAGCUGAAGGUACCCAGAAUCUCUACUGCUGCUGCUGUUGUUGUUGUUUUUGUUGUUGUUUCGUACCGUUAUUCAGAAACAUGUUGGACCCGCCCUGAAAACACACGGACACAUUGAUCCUCGCUCGGAUAACGCCUUCCGUCAACAUGCACUCCUGCACCACAUCUGCCGCUCUGCUGUGUCUGCUGGCGGGGGCCAUGGCAGCUGUUCAGACCCCCCACGCAGUGUUCCUGGACAAACAGCAGGCGAGCUCCGUGAUCUCCCGCCAGAAGAGGAACGUUGACGGCACUUCCACCCUGGAGCAGGUUUGCAUGGAGAAAGUGUGCAGCUACGAGGAGGCCAGAAAGAUCUUCCAGGACUCGUACCGCACGGAUAUCUUCUGGGCUGUCUACAUUGACGGAGACCAGUGCGCAGAGAAUCCCUGCAAGAAUGGAGCCAUGUGUUCGGAUAGCGUGGGAGGCUACGACUGCGUCUGCAAGUCGGGUUUCACAGGGGUCCACUGUGAAAAUGACCAGACCCUGUGCACCUUGGAGAAGAACAAGGGGUGCUCCCAGUUCUGCAAACCUGGCUACACGUCCUAUGAGUGCUCCUGCGCACGCGGAUGGAAGCUGAGCCGCACGACCAGGGACAAGUGUGAGCCGGCAGUCUCUUACCCGUGUGGUCACGUCAACAGCCUGGGGCAGUGGGACAGCAGAGUUUCCAGCAAUGUUCGCAGCGACUUUAAAGGACUUACCUGUUCAUCUUCAGAGUGUCCCUGGCAGGCUCUUCUGAAGAGUACAGAGUCUGCAGGGUUCUGUAGUGGCGUCAUUCUGAAGGAGAACCUGGUCUUGACUUCAGCUCAGUGCGCCAACAAAUACAACUCUUUCCAGGUGGUGGUCGGCAAGCGCAGCGUCAACAAUGAGGGCGAAGAGCAGACGCUGUACGUAAAGAUCGUCCACGUCCACCCGCGCUAUCAAGGCGCCCACGAAUAUGACCUGGCUGUGAUUGAGCUCCGCGACCGCAUCAUGUUCAAGAAGCAGGUGAUUCCCGUCUGCCUGCCGGAAAAGGCCUUCGCAGAGAGCAUCCUGAUGUCGGGGGAGUUGCCGGCCUUUGUCACCGGCUGGAAGGAACCCAGUCAGGGGGCCGCUUUCGAGGGCCCUCUCGCCCUCAACCAACUCGCGUACAGCCCCCUGCCUCAGUGCCUGGAGGCCCACCCCAACCUGGUGACCAACAAAAUGGGCUGCACCACCCCCCGGACCAACGCUGACUGCACCAUGAGCUCCGGCAGCCCCCUUCUCACCCUCUACAGGGAGGUGUUUUUCCUCACGGGGGUGGUAAGCAAUCCGGUGGGGGCCGACUGCAGCAAAGGCUACGUCUUCCAGAAGGUGUCUCGCUUCCUCGGCUGGCUGCAGCCUCUCAUGGGUUCCCGUUAGGCGGGGUGGUCAACGGAGAACAUUAUACGUUAGGAAAAAUUCAAAUAAUGCAAGUUAAACAGGCAAUUAGAUUAAUCUUUUACUUUAAUAGUUGUCUUAUAAUAAUGAUAAUGAUAAUAUUCUCCUCACAACCGUAAAGUUUUACUCUGGGUUAUUUCUGUCCCUCCUUCAUCCACAAGGUGGUGCUUUUGCAUCAGAGCAGCAAGAACCGUAUUCAAUUAUUCAGCAUGUGUUUUGUGAAGUGAACAAACCAUUUAAUAACCUUCUACUUUAAUAAUAACUACUGUACUGGUUGACAUGCACCUCGUAAAACACUACAGUUAUACAUUGUUCUGUGAAUGUGAUAAACCUAAUUUACACACCU
Messenger RNA from Pungitius pungitius (ninespine stickleback), 1933 nucleotides. It is a transcript of the gene proza, whose product is annotated as protein Z, vitamin K-dependent plasma glycoprotein a. The record is from RefSeq and is a predicted model, not a curated record. Gene Ontology annotation, molecular function: calcium ion binding; serine-type endopeptidase activity. Bases 304 to 1569 code for a protein of 421 amino acids. Gene Ontology annotation, cellular component: extracellular region. Gene Ontology annotation, biological process: proteolysis; blood coagulation. The transcript is spliced from 9 exons. NCBI's taxonomy places the organism in Eukaryota, Metazoa, Chordata, Actinopteri, Perciformes, Gasterosteidae.